CGCGCCGCUGGGCCGCGCAGCUGUCGGGCUGGCCGGGCAUUAGGGCCGCCGCGGAGCAGGCUCCCCAGCGCGCAGGGCGGGGUGUACGGCGGGCGGCUUCGCGGGCAGGCGCGGGCCCCGAGGCAGCGGCUGCGCCCUGCGCCGGGGAGGAGCCGGGGGCGGGCGGGCGGGGACUGGGGCCCGAGGCGGGGAGUGCCGGAGCGCCGGCGGCGACGACGGCAGCGGCGGCAGAGCAGGCUCGGUGCGUGGGUCCUCAGCGGCUGGGGGUCCGCCCGCGGGCUGCGGUGCAAGCGGGCGGCCCGGCUCCUCUCCUCCCCCGCCCGCCGCCGCUGGGAUUGGGUGGAAGAUGGCGUUGGGCGGAUGGAAAUCCUAAUGACAGUCUCCAAAUUCGCCUCCAUCUGUACCAUGGGCGCCAAUGCCUCGGCAUUAGAGAAAGAGAUUGGUCCAGAACAGUUUCCAGUCAAUGAGCACUAUUUUGGAUUAGUCAAUUUUGGGAAUACCUGCUACUGUAAUUCAGUUCUUCAAGCACUUUAUUUUUGUCGUCCGUUUCGGGAAAAAGUUCUAGCGUACAAGAGCCAACCCAGGAAGAAGGAGAACCUUCUUACCUGCCUAGCAGACCUCUUCCACAGCAUAGCCACUCAGAAGAAGAAGGUUGGGGUGAUUCCUCCUAAGAAGUUCAUAACAAGAUUACGGAAGGAAAACGAACUUUUUGACAACUACAUGCAACAAGAUGCCCAUGAAUUCUUAAAUUACCUACUAAAUACAAUUGCUGAUAUCUUACAAGAAGAGAGAAAGCAGGAAAAGCAAAAUGGCCGUUUACCUAAUGGUAAUAUCGACAGCGAAAAUAACAGCAGCCCACCAGACCCAACGUGGGUUCAUGAGAUUUUUCAGGGAACAUUAACAAAUGAAACCAGAUGUCUUACUUGUGAAACCAUAAGCAGCAAAGAUGAAGAUUUUUUAGACCUUUCUGUUGACGUGGAACAAAACACAUCGAUCACUCACUGCUUAAGGGGUUUUAGCAACACAGAAACUCUGUGCAGUGAAUACAAAUAUUACUGUGAAGAAUGUCGCAGCAAACAGGAGGCACACAAACGGAUGAAAGUUAAAAAACUGCCCAUGAUUCUAGCUCUGCACCUGAAGAGGUUUAAGUACAUGGAUCAACUUCAUCGAUACACAAAACUGUCUUACCGGGUAGUUUUUCCUUUAGAACUUCGUCUGUUUAACACCUCUGGCGACGCAACCAAUCCUGACAGAAUGUACGACCUCGUCGCCGUGGUGGUUCACUGUGGAAGUGGUCCCAAUCGAGGACAUUAUAUCGCAAUAGUUAAGAGUCAUGAUUUUUGGUUGUUGUUUGAUGACGACAUUGUAGAAAAAAUUGAUGCACAAGCUAUUGAAGAAUUCUACGGGUUGACAUCAGAUAUCUCAAAGAACUCUGAGUCUGGUUACAUCCUUUUCUAUCAGUCUCGGGACUGAGGGGGACCGUGAUGAAGAGAUACUUUCUGCCUCAUUUCUUCUCUGGUUAUUUUGCAAAGGAUCCAGCACUGAUUUUUCAAGAAAAGAGAAAUGCGGGAAGCUCAGGGGGCAGUGGCACACUUUGCACACAAUAAAGCAAAGACUGUGGAUUCACACGCUCUUCCCAUCAUGGUAGCCGCUUUAUUUGCUCAGGUAUCGUGCCGCCCGUGCAGUUCCACACAACAAGGAAGUGAGGUCAGAGAUAGCAGCUCCUCUCGUGAAACCGCCUUCCAGUAAUUGCCAUGCGUUUUCUCUCUGUUCGUUGCACCAGUAAUGGUUUGAACUCCUUGGGGGUGCAGGAGAAAGAGUGGGAAUCUGUGCUAGGUUGUAGCGAUCAUUUCGGGAGGUGACCCUGAACGCACCGGCACCGCGUAAAUUUGCCCGUGUCGAAUACACACACAUAGAAGGAACACCCGGUGGUCUUUUCAGGCGUAAACCAGAGCUACAUUUGGGCCCAACACUUGCCUUUCUGAUGUAAAAACGAACAGAUGACUAGAAUCCGGUGUCAGGAAGACAAAUAUGUUUUGCUUCUCUGAAGAAGCUUAUAAUAAUAUACAGUAUAUGUAUAUGUAGGGAACAACUGGUCAAAAGUGGCUUUUUGUUUCCCCAAGGGGAAAGACUGGCUUUGUAAUUAUAAGUUUUUUUCUUAUUUAUUUUACUUAAAACUGGUAGAGUCUAAGUAUUGUAUGAAGUGCCCACGAUUCUGUCAGUAAAUUUGAGCUUAUUUUUGUUCGUUUUUGUCAAUUGAACUCGUCCUUUUGUUUGUUUCUAUUUUUAAGGUGAAUUUUAAACCAUUUUAAAUCGUAAGAUACCUUAAGAAAAAUUACACUGAGAGGAGGUAGAUACUCUUUUUCAGGAGGAACUGAUAUCUCUGACUAAAUAUUUGUCCUUUGGUCAUGGUUUAUAAGUCACUGAUUUUACUCAGCUUUAAUUUUGUAAAGUAAAAAAACUUAUCAAAAACUCCCUGUCACGGUUGGAACGAUCGAUGAAAUUCUGGUGCAGUGGUGGCUCACCAGUCUUCAGAAUCCUUAAGUACCCUGACGUUUCAAGUUGCAGCCGUGUUCGGAAAAGUCAUGUCUUGGCAGUUGGCAUUCUUUUCGAAUGUCAUUCUUUACCCUGGGAAGAAGGAACCUGUCGUAACCCCAGCAGCCUGGGUGCCUAGCUGCAAACCGUGCGAGGAUGAAAUUUUAAGGAAGCAGACCAGAAACACGCGAAGCAAGUCCCUUUCUCCCCAUCCUUCCCCCCCCCCCCCCAUCUUUGCAGAUCUACUGGAAGAGUGUUCAGAAACUAAGCUUUGCAUUUGUCAAGACUUCAUUCUGUCGGGGGUUUUAAGAAGUAAUGUAUGUAAUGUAAAGUGUAUGUGAACCAUUGUGGUUGACGCUUCCCCAUGCCUCAGUGAGUUGACGGUGGCCGAAUGUAACGUGCAGAAAAUAAUUGUAUAGUCAGAAUAAUAGCAAUCAGGCCUUGGAUGUUCUUCAAGUCUUUUCAGGCAGUGGUUUUUUUUUUUUAAUUGCUGUACUUUUCUAAACUUAUUUUACUAAUACUGUUGAAUAUGAAAAAAAACCACGAAAAAACAUUUUUGUCUGCUGCUAUUUAUUAACAUUUUAUUAUCUGUAUCUUUCAGCUCAGGAAAUGAUGUCGCCUAUUCGUUCCGUGAACUGAUCUUUAACAGGGUCGCUUGGCUAAUGGGGCUGUUUAAACAGAUACGCUGGGAGAAAAAUUACGAUGUAUUUUGACACCUUGCUUUUUCAGAUACAGUCGCUAAAGCCUUAUGGCCGGCCGGAACGGGCUUCUACCGAUCGCGAUUGCGUAGCCCGCCUGGUUACAACGUUGCACAGAGACUCACGACUGAGAAUGCGGGGAAGGGGAAGGGGAAGGUCACAGGACUGGGGAGGUGGAUACAUUUUUUUUAUUUUGAGGGCUUAAACCAAAUUGUCUCGGAAUUUACGGCUGUGUUUCCGUAGCUUUCAGCGCAGAGAAGGAAGUAGAGUGAGGCCGAGUCCCGUUGUUUACUUGAGUUAGGCCACAGCACGUAUUAGAAAGAUAGAUGAGGUCAUUUGCACAGAGGUACAGCACUGGGACGCUACGCUGUGUUUGUGUCUCCGUUUUGCGUUGUAAAAACCACAGUAAAAGGCAAGGCGAAAUUUCCUAUCGAAGCAAGUUCUAGCAUUUUCGUUGGUAGUCGCACACUGUUCACGUCUACACCGUGUUUAAUAGUACGAUUUGUCAGGGGAGGGACUGUGGGGUGAUGGGUCUCAAUUUCCUUUUUACUCUCAGUACAGCCGCGUCUGGGUAACAUGUUUGGAAGCUCACCCGAAACGCAGCAGACUUUAAAAGCACAGGGUUGGGGUUGGGGUGGGGGGCAAAUGCAGGUAUAGCGAGAGAAGGGACCCAGAGAGAAAGCAUUGUGAGGUUGUUGGUCGACUGUGACUGAAACGAGGGGUGGGUUUACAUUGUAAAUGGCGGCCGGUUGCUAACUAUGUACAUGUUUGUUGGGAUGGCUGUCCCGUAUUUUGUACAUUGGAAUAAAAACUUCCACAGGUCAUCGUAACCGAAAGUAAAUAUGCUAACCUCAGUCUCACUGCUAAGUCGUACGGCUCCUGUCUCAGAAACUUCACCUGCAGACGAUUGCUCAAGACGGGGGCCGUGAGACUUCAGGAAAAGGGAAAAAAGGAAAUGUGUAAUAUAUGGAUCUCGUUGCCUCUACCGAUCAGUAUCGGGCUUUUCUUUUCCGUGGUGGCAGUAGAAAGACCUCACUUUCGUAACAUACUACUCUUGAUACUUUCUUUAAGGAUACUUUUCAUUAAAGAUUCUCUCAUGAGGUAUUGAACCGGGAGCCGGGAGGCUAAGGCGCUCAGGUCCUGGCUCCUCAGUGAAUUUAACUGUGUGACCUUGGGCAAGUCACCUAACCUCUCUGUGCUUCAGUCUCCCUGUCCUGUGAAAUGGGAGUAAUACCUACCUCACAGGGUUGUUGUGGGGAUUAAUUAGAUAUAAUGUCUGUAAAGCAUCUAAGGUUCUUGAAGAAGGCGCUAUAUGAAUACAAAAUAAUAUCUAUUAAAGUUGGUUUAUUUGUG
Molecule: messenger RNA, 4586 nt
Organism: Acinonyx jubatus (cheetah)
Lineage: Eukaryota; Metazoa; Chordata; Mammalia; Carnivora; Felidae
Gene: USP12
Product: ubiquitin specific peptidase 12
Exons: 9
Coding region: 361-1473 (370 amino acids)
Biological process (GO): protein deubiquitination
Cellular component (GO): cytosol; nucleus
Molecular function (GO): cysteine-type endopeptidase activity; cysteine-type deubiquitinase activity
Source: RefSeq, a predicted model, not a curated record